Diversispora eburnea is the source of this 606-nucleotide messenger RNA. Lineage: Eukaryota; Fungi; Glomeromycota; Glomeromycetes; Diversisporales; Diversisporaceae. The record is from the annotation of a GenBank genome assembly.
AUGGAUGAAACAAGAAAUAAUUAUUGCCUGGAAGUUGAACCUUCCAAAUGGUCACUCCCUAAUUUUCUAGAAUGGAGAUUUGAUUUUUAUGAUUUUUCUAGCAGGAAAAUUGAAAAUAUUAAUUGGAAGAAACAACUUAAAAAAAUUAUUGUGAAUAAAAACAACUUAUAUGAUGAAUCCAUGUUGAAUAAGGCUCAUGCACCUGAAGUAAAGGAAUUUUGGAGACAGCACGGAAGUUUUGAACGUGCAGAUUUCUUGAGACCCAGAUCAGUGGCGGAAACCACUUUACAGAGUUUGCAGCUGAAAAAUUACAAUUUACUGUUAGAAAUAAAAGACGAUGUAUUAAAACUAAAGAUGGAUUUAUUGGAAAACACUUUUAAUUAUGUUAAACUUAUUAGUUGCUUAUUAGGUAUCUUGUUAGGUGUAAUUACUAUAAUUCUUUUUAUUAUCAAACUUAAAGAAAAAUAUAUCAUCAGUGCAUUAGAAAAUGAAAAUUGGGCAACUCUUAAUGAUAAAACUUGGGCCGAUUUGGUUGCCUUGUGUGUAGAGCGAGGAUUAAAUGCUGAAAGAGAUAAAACUUCUUUAAUCCAAAAUCUUUUAGAUUGG